Molecule: messenger RNA, 615 nt
Organism: Recurvomyces mirabilis
Lineage: Eukaryota; Fungi; Ascomycota; Dothideomycetes; Mycosphaerellales; Teratosphaeriaceae
Exons: 2
Coding region: 1-615 (204 amino acids)
Source: RefSeq, a predicted model, not a curated record
AUGAAGCGACCACAAGACGCCAUGAAAGCAGCUUAUACCUUGCAGGGCUUUGCAACAACAUUCUACGCCGUCUUCGCAGCGGUGACUUAUGUCUACCUGGGCAAUACAGUUGGCUCACCAUCAUUCGGGUCUCUCGACAGUAAAUGGGCCAAAGCUGCUUAUGGAAUUGCUAUCCCGAACUUUUUGAUUGCUGGAAGUCUCUACUCUCAUACGGCCAGCAAGUUGUUGUUCGUCCGGAUCUUUAGACGAAGCCGACAUCUUCACAGCCAUACAGUGGCAGGGUGGGUGACUUGGGCGGCUCUUAUUGUUAUCAUGAACGGAGCAGCGUUCGUGCUGGCAGUUGGAGUGCCGAUCUUCAAUUACCUGAUUGGUAUCGCGGCCAGCCUAUUUGCAGCUUGGUUCACCUAUGGCCUUGCAGGAAUGUUCUGGCUUCACGACUCGUAUCAUGAUGGUAAUGGCAUACAUACAUGGCGAAGGAAAUGGUUCCAGUCUGGCUUGGCCUUCUCGACCGUAAUCGCUGGUGCUUUCAUCUGCGUCGCCGGCAUGUAUGUUACAGUACGGGCGAUUGUGGAAGCGUAUCAGAGCGGGGCCGUAGCAAGUCCUUUCGCUUGUUGA